This is a messenger RNA of Struthio camelus australis, 6193 nucleotides long. RefSeq names its product ankyrin repeat and sterile alpha motif domain containing 4B (gene ANKS4B). Lineage: Eukaryota; Metazoa; Chordata; Aves; Struthioniformes; Struthionidae. The record is from RefSeq and is a predicted model, not a curated record. Gene Ontology annotation, biological process: brush border assembly. Gene Ontology annotation, molecular function: protein binding.
UGCUAGGAUGAACUUUGCCUCCCUCAUUUCCAUCCUGAGGAUGACGUCUCAACUUGUAAUUAUUGAUUAACUAUCCCUGUAAUGGAAGGGUGGCUGUCCUGUCUGGCUGUCGUUCAGGCCUGCUCUGGGAAACCAGAAAUUACUGAAAAUGUCCACCAGGUAUCACAAAGCAGCAGCUGAUGGCAAUUUGGAGCUCCUGAAAGAAGCCACUAGAAAAGAUCUCAAUACUUUGGAUGAGGAUGGGAUGACGCCCACCCUCCUGGCAGCGUACCAUGGGUAUCUGGAAGCUCUGGAAGUCGUAUGUCGGAGGGGAGGUGAUCCUGACAAAUGUGACAUCUGGGGGAACACUCCUCUCCACCACGCUGCUUGCAAUGGUCACGUCCAUUGUGUUUCUUUUUUGAUCAAGUUUGGUGCCAAUAUUUUUGCUCUGGACAAUGAUCUCCGUACUCCUCUGGAGGCAGCUGCCAGCAGAGAUAGAAAUGAGUGUGUCAGCAUCCUGGACAAAGCCGCCACUGAACAGAACAUGCUGAAUCCAAAGAAAGUCUCAAAACUCAAAGCUCAGGCCCAGAGGAAUGCAGAGAAACAAAUCAGGGAAUGUGAAAAGCGCCAGGACAAACACCAGCAUGAAAUGAAUCAGAAUUAUAUGAAAGAAAAGCUUGGCUCAGUAAAUUCUUCCAGAGGGACACACUCCAGAGGAAAGGUGUCUAGUCUCUUUACUUCAAAUACAACAACUUCUUUCUCCAAAAAUCUGAAAGAUACCUUCAAAUUGAAGGCAAAAAAGACAGCUGGUAAUGCAGGAAAUCAGGAAACACAAAGCAACGGCCAAGAGGAUAGCAAGGAUAGAAGAACAACUGUGAUGCAUUUAUUUGAUGAAAAAGAUGAGGAUGAGUUACUGAAUGACCUCAGAGAGAUAAACUUUUCUGACAAUGACAGUCAACUCUCUAUUUUCAAGCGGCCAGGUCUUGGCAAGAUUGUAUUUGGAAGAAAUUUGGCUGCAGAUAUAAAUCCAGAAGCUAUACCUUCUGGGAAAGAAAGCAUCAGCUUUAAAAUGUCCAGUGAGCUCUUUCAGCAUGAAAAUGCCGAGAACGGCAGGGAAGAUGAUGCUGAAAAUAAUGCUAAUGUUCCUUGGAACGAGGAGGAACUCGUCUGGGACGACGAGGAAGGGGAGAACACGCCCCUGGAGGUAUUUCUGGCAUCACAGAUGCUGGAUGAGUUUCUUCCAGUCUUCAUGAGGGAAAAAAUCGAUUUAGAUGCCCUCAUGCUAUGCUCUGAUGAAGAUCUACAGAGCAUUCAAAUGGAGCUGGGACCACGAAAGAAAGUCCUGAAUGCCAUGGAUAGAAGAAAACAGGCACUCAAGAACCCUGGAAAAACUACAGAUACUCGCUUAUAAACAAGCAUAUUUGUUUCUGGACCCUGCACACUGAUUCAUUAUCCUUUGCUCUUUCACAAUAACAUGCAGUUCUCCUCAGACGUCUGCUAAAGCAAAAGGCAAAGAGGUUACCAGUUCUUUUAGCAUGUACAGUGAGGCCAAAAUGCUUCUCUCUGGAUAGAUGACUGCAGUGCACAAGACAGAAAUGCAAGUGUAUUCUGCUAAAAGAAAAAAAUUAAAGGUAAAAAACAAAAAACCUCUAGAUUUAAAACUCUCUCUCCCAGAACUGUCUUACGGGGAUUGGAUGUUUUUUGGUGCAAAUAAUUUCAUAUAUUAGUGAAGGCCAGGCACACUGCAUUCCUUCCCUUCCCUUCUUUUUCAAAACCACAAUGCAAAGAGCAUUCCCGCAGCUAGGGAGCUUGGAGUUUUCUCUCUUGGUUCCUGUUAGAUUGCCCUUCCUGCUGUCAGUGAGACUGGAGAAACGGAACCUGGAUCUGGAUUUUGUCUGUCAUCUAUUGACUCUAAUAGCCUCUGAAUGAAUAUAAAUAAAACUAAUUUACAGCAACUUUCAUGUUCUUGUCAGUCAAGUUUCUUGCUACUGUAUUGAUAUUCAUUUUUAAAAAGUAUCAAAGAUCUGACCAAGUGAUGUUUGGUGUGAGUUGUACAUUCUUUUCUCUUGUCUCAUUAGACUGGAGAGUAAUAGUAAGCUGCCAGCAACCAUCAUAUCUUAAAUGGAAUCAAUACUCAGUAAUACUUUUAAUGACAAAAAGAUGAGGUUUUAUUUUCAAGAUUUUUGAUCUGUUUUGUCUUCAGCUUGCUUCCUAUAGGACAGAUUUGUCACAUGAAGUCCCAGAAACAAAGCACCUAGUGUUUUCUGUUGCCCAUUACCUGUCUCGGCCUGAAAACUGCAUGCAAUGAGGUACAUGUACACCCAGCUGGUGAAAAGAGAAAGAAAAUGAUGUUGUGCUUCUCGGGAAGCUUCUGCUGGUUACAGUCCGUUCGAGGGCACUCACGGCAGGGUGCCCUUCAGCUGCCUUGGCCCGUUCCCUGCAGAAGCCAGGACCAUCUGAUACAAAUUAAUCCCUCUCGUGAGUCAUAUGAAUCUAACCAUGUUUUUGUAGCAGCCAUGCUCUGACUAAGAGCUCAGAUUUUAGAGGCACAAUUACUUAUUAACAGGACUUAAAUCUUUAAAUCAUUUAAGUAUUUUUUGAAAAAUCUCUUUCUACAGCCCUGAUACAUUGAUCAGCUGUGAUUUUUUUUCUCCUGCAUUGAUGGAGACUAAUCCUAGUUAAUAAUCCAUUAUUAAUGCUCUUUCCAAGCAUUCCUCUUUUCCAAGUAUUUUUUCCUUUACUUUGAUCUGUUUAUUAUAACAACUAUUUUUUUGGCUGGACUUUAUACUGUAUUCUCUUCUCCUUGGACUGCUGUACCUAAGUGUGUUGACAUUUUCUUCUACUUAGCAGACAUACCAACUCCUGUGCUCGGCACAGGAGUGGAAUCAGAGAGCAUCAGCCUCUGCUUUAUUAAUAUCAGCCCGGGCUCUGUUAUUAACUUGCUGGGUUGUUUUGUUCUUAGUGAAGGGAUUCCCAAACAUUUGACAAGACAAACAGGAAAUGGUGAAUCUUACAUGUUUGAAAGCAUAGGACAAGGGGAUUCUGUAGAGUCAAAUCUUGUCAUUCUUGGCCAUACAACUGAUUUAAAUGUUCAGUGUGGUUUGCUUAGUGGGCCUAUAAUCAUCGCUUCCCAGCCUGACUGACCUGCCAAGCUGUACUGCCAUUUAUUUUGCGAGGUAAAGUGAUUUAGAAUUGGCACCCUCUCCACCAGGGGGUUCUUUACUUGCAUAAACAGAUGCCUGUGACUUGUCCAAAUUUAGACUGGCUGUCAACACACUAUCAAUACUUCCAGGAGGGUUGGACCCAUUAAACGAUUGCCGUUAGUACAGACCAACUUCAAUAAAUCCAUUACUUUGCCCUUUUGGCAGGGAAUUCAGUAGAAGAACAAAUUCAGGCUUUGAAGUGUGCUGCAUGGUCAAACAUUAUCCGCUGCACUGCUGGGCCAAAGCUCAAGGCAAAAUUAGUUCUUGGCAAAUGUGGAAUACGCCACAGUCUGCAGGUGCAGGUGGCUGGGGAGGGUGAAGGGGCUACUGCCCUGUUGCGACAUCUGUGUCACAGCCUGGGAAGCCAGGUUUGGCCCACAGCAAACCAGCAGAGCUUCCCAGGAAAGGGAAAGAUGCCUCCUGUUCAUCCUGGCAACUGCAAGAGCCGCAAGCCUGUGCUCCAGGGCUCUUCCCCUUCCCACAGCGGCAGUUUUCAGGGUGGCAGAACCUAGACACAAGGAGCUGAGACCACAGCUAUACUGCUCUGAAGACUUAACUUUAGUACAAGACAGUGAACAUAACGUGUCUCUUCAGGCCAUAUUUUGAUCAACCAGAUUAGACCCAUUUGUCCAGGGAGACACUUUCAAAACUUCUGCUAAGCACUGAGUGUCUGCUGCCAGAUAGGCAUGAAGGCACCUGGAGAAAUUAUACCUUGCAGGGACCAGGCCAUGAGUUUAUCCAAGUUCUAGUGAAAGUCUGGCUCUUUACAUAUUUAUGACUGCUGCUGCCUCCAGCUAUCAGAGAUAACAGCAGAGACUCUCUGCACAUAAAAGGAUCAGUUCAGUUGUCAUAACAUACUAAAACACCCUAGAUCCUUAGGUAUCUGCAAUAGCUCUAUAGAGCUAGCAGAUGUGGCACAAGACCUACAGGAGGCCCUUGUUCUCCUGGCCUUGCAGCUAGAGACCAAAUAGAUUGGGGUGAGAUGCCCUGGGGCUUCCUAUCUACUCUAAAAUUAAAUAAAUGGGAAAAGAUGCAAUACGGCUAGCCCCUUUCUUGAUGGGUGGUCUAGGAAAUUGGCUCUUGGUAUAAAGUAGUCAUCUGGAACAAUGUGGUGGUGGUGGGGAACAAAUCAAUUUAACUCCUAUGAUUAGCUGCUUUCCAAAGUUUUCCCACCAAUGCCAUUGCUCCUUUUAUGAUUUUCAAGUCUUUAAUGAGUCAGAUGUGGGACUCUAAUUAAAUAACAUUUGUAUAGUGCCUUCUAGUUGAAUGGACUUUAUGUAUCACAGGUGCAAUCAUGUAGUCCAGUCCAAACAAAACAAAUCCAUGGGCUACCACAGCAUCACUGCCAUAGACAUCAAGAGGGAACAUGCAGUAUGGUCAACAAUUGCAAAACCCACUAUCCCAGUAUCACCACAGAGCAGAGCCAUCUGGAUUUCUUUUCACAUUCAGUGAGCACAUUUACCAAGAGAGAAGUCACUGCAACUGCUUGGGUACUUUAUUGACAAACAGAAACGUCUUUCUUCAUCUUCAAAAACAAACAGGAACAAGAACACCACCACCACCACAACAGACAAGCAACGGACAACAAAAUGAAAGCUGAAGAAAAGCAAUGGUAUCUUUAACAUACAUGCAAGUUACAAAUUAAAGAUAAUCCUCAAGAAAAACGUGUAAGAGAAGGAAUCAGAGAUCCAGGCUAUAAUUUCCAAACAAAUCUAAAGAUAACACUCAAGUAACUCCUAUUGAAAUUGAAUCCAGUCCUUUUCAUGGACUCAAGUUAUUCAGAGGCAAAAGGGUGAAGCCAGGCUCCUUGGACCUCCUGCUGCCAAUGCAGGGUAGAAACACCAUGGGUUUUCAGAACCAAGUCUUUGGACUGGCUCCGUCUACUUUUCAAAGUAGAGUCUGUGGCAGAGUACACGUGAAAGUAAAUUGUAUGUGUCUUCUUCCUAAAUACUAUGCCUUAUCUUGAAUUGCAAACCUUGUUUCACAUAGGCAUGGAACGGGGAUAAUACUGCCAUAAGUAGUAAGUGAAAGUUUCCAUACAGCUCUUGAAUUAUGGAGCAUCUAUGCCUGUCACAUUCACCUGAUGCAAGUGGAGUUCCUUAUUACUGAAGUGACAGGAUAGGUCAGACACAUUACCGAACGUUUCACAAAUGACACAGGAGGAAAAAAAGCAUGUUAAAACAAUUGAAGGGUAAUCUUGUUACAACAAAAUAAAAAAGGCAAAAGCUAAUAAGGCAACCUCUGUUCUUGAUAUCAAGACAACCGAUGGAGUUACUCAGUUUUUACCCACAUGAAUAUAUCCUUUGGCUCUAUUCCCUUACUGGUCUGGUACCCUUCCACACUAAAACUGUGGCAAGUUCAACUCUGCCACUUGCUACCCUUUUCCAACUAGUUUACACCAUGCUUAUGAUUUGGAGCAUUUUUUUAUGCUGCACCUGCACUGUACUCAUUAACCUCUUCAUACUUACUUAUGCACCAUCAAGGGUUUAUAACACUACCUGCUUCUUCCUGCUGCUCCACUGUAAUUCUACUGGCAUCAUUAUAAAAAGAUCAUGUCAUGUAAUCCUUUCACAAAAUGAAGAAAUAGUUAACAGCCUGCAUGAAACAGUAUCCAAGUAUAAAUAAAAUUUCAUAAGGCCUAAUUCCAGCAUGAGAUAGGAAUUCAUUUCAAGGCCAAUAGCUAUUUUUCAGGAGAUGCUCGUCUUUUGUAAAGCAGCUGCAUAGCAGCACAUAACUGGAACUUUUCCUUAUCACAGAACGGCCAAGGUUGGAAGGGACCUCUGGAGAGCAUCUAGUCCAACCUUAUGUAGGACAUCACUCGGUUCCUCCACCAAGAGGGAAUCAUGAAUAACCCUCCCCCAGCAUCACCCACCAGGAUAGCAGUAUAGCAGUAUAAUUGCCAAUUGAUGCACGGUACAGCCAAGCUGAACAUAUCUGCCUGUAUAUUUGAAGCUUAUGCCCCUGUAAUCAGUCAGCACAGGUCCAACCUUAAAGAAACUUUAAAAAAAAAA